UGGAGGAGAACCUGCACAGUGGUAAGAUCAAACCCACGCUGCUGCCAUGUGGAACCCAGGAGGACAUCGCUCAGGACAUGCAGCAGGCCCACCUGGUCCUGAUGCCGUCCCGUGCCGAGCCGUUCGGACUGAUCGGUCUGGAGGCCAUCGCAGCAGGCAUCCCUGUACUCAUCUCUGACAAGUCGGGGUUGGCAGACAUGAUCAAGGACUUGAUCAAGGAGAAGAAAUGCCCUGCAGAAAUGAGGCACAGGAUCGUGGAAACCAGCGUGAAGGAGUGCGACCUGGGUGAAGAUGCAAGAGAGUGGGCAAAGAGGAUUGCAGACACCUUGGAAUACUCUGAGGCAGAAUUCGACAAAGCAGCAGAGUACAAGAAGAGGCUGUUGGAGUCCAAGUACUGGGAAGAGUCGCACCAAAACCUGCUGCGGGUUUGUGGCUUGAAUGACUGACUCUAGACGCGUCCACUCUCCCACGUGUCAGAUUCUCUAAUUGCUGAAUUUGAUCAACAGACUUUUAAUGCAAUCAGUACGGUUCAAAAGCAAAGUAGUGACUGACAGUGG
Messenger RNA from Branchiostoma belcheri (Belcher's lancelet), 557 nucleotides. Its product is annotated as D-inositol 3-phosphate glycosyltransferase-like. Bases 78 to 446 code for a protein of 122 amino acids. Lineage: Eukaryota; Metazoa; Chordata; Leptocardii; Amphioxiformes; Branchiostomatidae. Gene Ontology annotation, cellular component: cytoplasm. The transcript has a single exon. The record is from RefSeq and is a predicted model, not a curated record. Gene Ontology annotation, biological process: apoptotic process; proteolysis.